AUGGCUCUAAUGAAGGUAAAGUUUGACCUUAAGAAACGGGUGAAGCUGGCCCAGAUGCUAUGGCUCAUGUACUGGUUUUCCAUUAUGGCCGGAGUGCUGGUCUUCAGCAUGGGCCUUUUCUUUAAAAUUGAACUACGCAAGAGAAGCGAACUUAUGGACAACAAUGAGAGUCAUUUUGUGCCCAACAUUCUAAUUGGUGUGGGUCUUUUGGCAUGUUUUCUCAAUGCCUGCGGGGGCAAAAUCUGCUAUGACUCGCUCGACUCCACCAAGUUUGUGAAAUGGAAGUCCGUUUUGAAGCCCUUUCUCAUUUGCUGUUUGUUCUUCAACUUCCUCCUCGUUGUCACAGCAGCUAUGUGUUUUGCCAUGCGCAUUCCUCUAGAGUUCACACUUGCUGAGGGCCUGAAAAAUGGAAUGAAGUACUACAAGGACACCGAUACACCCGGACGCUGCUACAUGAAGAGAACUCUGGAUCUCAUGCAAAUGGAGUUCCGCUGCUGUGGCAAUAACAACUACAAAGAUUGGUUCGAGAUCCAGUGGGUGAGCAACCGUUACCUGGACUUCAGCUCCAAGGAAGUCAAAGACCGAAUCAGCAGCAAUGUGGAUGGAAGAUACCUAAUGGAUGGAGUUCCCUUCAGCUGCUGCAACCCUAGCUCUCCACGGCCCUGCAUCCAACAGCAAAUAACCAACAACUCAGCUCACUACAGCUAUGACCACUACACCGAAGAGCUAAACAUCUGGAAACGUGGCUGCCGAGAUGCUCUUGUGUCCUACUAUGGUGGAAUGAUGAACACUAUUGGGAUGCUUGUGCUGAUGGUCACCCUCUUGCAAACAGGUGUAAUGAUUGGACUUCAGUACGUAAACACCUCUCUGUCCACGCUGGUCAACCCAGAAGACCCUGAGAGUGAGAGCGAGGGCUGGAUCCUGGAGAAAACUGUCAAAGAGACCUUCACUGAUAUCAUGGCUAAGAUGAAGGCCAUGGGCAAAGGCAAUCAAGUGGACGAGGGGGCAAAUGAAGAGGCUGUUGCCACUGAGAGCUGAGCGAGCCCCACCCACCAAACUUUGACCACACCUACCUGAGGUAGAGAGCUGUGGGACGCAGCCUAAAACUGUAACUAUACCACUCACACUACACAAAGUGUAGACAAAGCCAAUUAAUGAGGAACUGGUGAAGAAAACAAAAAACCAAAUACAAACUUUUGUCAGUCAGACAUUUUCCUGCAAUUAAAUUAGUACAUUAGAAUUCCAUAUUAUGGUGAAAUUACCAAAAAACAAAACAAAACGCAUAUUAAUACCCAAAUGAUUGGCUUUUAAAGAGUGGUUUUAAAUAUAAUCGAUCAAAAUGUAAUUUUUGCCAGCUUUGCUUCUCUCUUUGACUUUGU
Onychostoma macrolepis is the source of this 1379-nucleotide messenger RNA. RefSeq names its product peripherin 2a (retinal degeneration, slow) (gene prph2a). Gene Ontology annotation, biological process: visual perception. The transcript has 3 exons. Gene Ontology annotation, cellular component: membrane. NCBI's taxonomy places the organism in Eukaryota, Metazoa, Chordata, Actinopteri, Cypriniformes, Cyprinidae. Bases 1 to 1038 code for a protein of 345 amino acids. The record is from RefSeq and is a predicted model, not a curated record.